Molecule: messenger RNA, 2913 nt
Organism: Penicillium taxi
Lineage: Eukaryota; Fungi; Ascomycota; Eurotiomycetes; Eurotiales; Aspergillaceae
Product: putative eukaryotic translation initiation factor eIF-2C4
Exons: 6
Coding region: 1-2913 (970 amino acids)
Molecular function (GO): RNA binding; protein binding
Source: RefSeq, a predicted model, not a curated record
AUGCCUCCUUACGUGCGGAAAACCUGCACGAAGGAGGAAUGGGGAGCGGGCAAUAUUGAUAAUUAUGCACGCACCUGCCCGAACCUCAAUGUCGAAUCUUUGUCCGAGCGGGCUAGUUCGUCUGCUCCUAGUGGCAAAGGCCAUAUUAGCAAGGACUUGAUUGACCAGGUGAAAGACCUUGAGACUACCUAUAGGAACCUGCGACUUUUUGAUCCCAAAGAACUCCCCUCUAUCGACACUCUAUUUGCCAAAAAUGGCGAGGGUGGCAAGCAUGUGCGACCUAUUCCUCGCCGUGGCCACAACACCAGCGGAAAAGAAGUCGAGCUCAUCAUGAAUGCAUACAAAAUUUCCAAGUUUCCAACCACCCCAGUCCACCAGUAUCAAGUCACCAUGUACAUGAAUGGAAAGGUCCUAGAUGAUAAGCCCCGCAUGGUUCGCCGAGCCUGGGCUGCGUGGACGGCAGAGCAAAACAUUCUGCGCGAUAUCAUCUUCGACGGCUCGCACACUGCCUGGUCUAUGUUUGAGCGCCGCACCUGCACAGGCCUUGUUAAGCUUGAAGUCGGUUACACUGAGCCCUCUGAUUUGGUUGAUGUGACCGUCGAAAUCAUCCAUCGCCGUAAGAUCUUCCUCGCCCCGGUCAACGAGUGGCUUACACAGCAGCGUGCUGUCGAUGAACGUGUCAUCGAAGCUUUAAUUUUCCUUGACCAUCUGGUCCGUGCCUGGCCUUCCGCGACCUUCACACCAUACAAGCACGCCUAUUACUUUCAUGACAAGUACCUAGCACGAGACGCCGGGAGAGACCCGAUGUGGCACAAGAUUGGAAAGGGUGCCAGUGUCUAUCGCGGAAUCUUCCAGAUGAUCCGUCCCUCGAUGUGUGGUCUUGUCCUCAAUGUCGAUGCGGCACAUGCUGUAUUCUGGAGCCGAGACCGACUGAUAGAGACUGCUCGCCAACUGCUUGCAUGCCGUACGGUAGAGCAGGCUUUUAAACUUCUUCUACCUAGCAAAAAUGGCCCUUCUCGGGAAUUCCACGCACUGAACAAGCAUAUCAAAGGCGUGCGUGUUUUCCCCAUCUACAAGAAUUGCCCCUUCGUGAAACAAAAAAACUUCAACAUCAAGGAACUGAGUGUGUACUUUGCGGACACACACAUUAUCGAAGUCGUGGAUAAGGCUACCGGUAAGGCAGAACUGAUGACUGUCGAGAAGUACUUCAAAAAGAAAUACGAUGUGACCUUGGUAUACCCCAAGACUCCCCUAGUCCUGAUGACCCGCGGCGAAAAGAUUUUCUAUCCGAUGGAACUUGUCACCCACACAGACCUUGGGCGUUAUAACCACAAACUUGAUGACGUCCAACUUGGUGAAAUGAUCAAGUUCACGGCAAAGCGCCCUGCUCUUCGAUAUGAUCACAUCCUGAAAUAUAAGAAGCUGCUUUGCCAUGACACAGAUCCCAACCUGGAGAGCUACGGUCUUCAGGUUGACCCGAACAUGCUCAAGGUCAAAGCUCGUCUUCUUCCUAACCCUGAGAUCCAGUUCGCCGGAAACGCUAAGAUCAACCCGGGUGUCAAGGGACGCUGGGAUCUUCGGGGCAAGAAGUUCCUUCGCCCCAACAAGGUUCCUCUCAAGCACUGGGCAAUCGGACACUUCAGUGGCCAUCGCAACUCUUUGAACAAAGAGCAGAUUGACUACUUUGUCACGAUGUUCACUCAAAUCUACAAGGGACAUGGUGGCACCAUUCAGGACCGCCCACUGAUCAUGGAACUCAAGGAUGAUGUUGGAGCAGCUGUCCGCAUUCUGCACGACUCUCUCGGAAAAGCCAACAAGGCUGAUCCUCAGCUUAUGAUUUUCAUCGUUCCUACUAAGGAUAUGUUCGUUUAUCACCGCAUUAAGAAGAACUGUGACUGCCGUUUCGGAGUUCCCUCGCAAGUUCUGCAGUCCACCAAUGUGAUCCAAAACAACCCUAUCUUUAUCUCCAACUUUUUAAUGAAGGUCAACGCCAAACUGGGCGGAAUUACCAACCGAGUUCUCCCAACUCGUACAGGUACAGGUCUGCGCCCUUUCAGCUUGAUAAUCGGUGCUGAUGUUACGCACGCGGCUGUUGGUGUCUGGACCCCAUCCCUGGCAGCUAUGUGCGUGUCUGCCGAUCAGCACGGAAUCAGCUACAUGGGUGGCGCUGAAUGCAACGGUGAACAUCAGGAGACUAUUUAUAUCGCCAACGUUCGCUGCAUCCUAUUCCCUCUUGUCCGCGAAUGGAUCAAGACUGUUGGAAAGGGUAACAAGCCAAAAUUCGUCUAUUACCUCCGCGACGGUGUCUCUGAAUCUGAGUACUCAAACAUCCUGAACAAGGAAGUUCCUGAUAUCCGCAAAGUUAUUGGCGAAGCCUGCGGUGGUGACGGAUGGAAGGGCAAGUUGACCGUUAUCACUGCCAAUAAGCGCCAUCAUAUUCGCGCAUUCCCUAACCCCAAGGAUAAGCGUGCUGCUGACAACAAUGGCAACCCACUUCCCGGAACUUUGAUCGAUCGUGAUAUUGUGAGCCCUCAUGGCUGGGAUUUCCUCCUUUAUUCACACACUGCUAUCCAGGGUACUGCUCGCCCGGUUCACUACAAGGUCCUUUUGGAUGAGAUGGUUCACAAGCCCGACGACCUUGUGAACAUGAUCUAUGAGCACAGCUACCAGUAUGUUCGUUCAACUACCUCGGUCUCGAUCCACCCGGCCAUUUACUAUGCGCACUUGAUAUCCGUCCGUGCCCGUCAGCACGAAGAUGUCAAGUCUAUUCAUGGUCCCCAACAUGGCAAGCGAGUGGAGAACCGCGAUCCUGCCACCAAGCCUGGUUAUACUGAUCCUAUGUUCCCGGCUGAUCUUCUUUUGGACAUGAAGGUCAAUUCCAACCGCCUUGACAAGAGCAUGUGGUGGAUCUAA